Messenger RNA from Labeo rohita (rohu), 2222 nucleotides. RefSeq names its product copine-8. Gene Ontology annotation, biological process: cellular response to calcium ion. Gene Ontology annotation, cellular component: plasma membrane. The coding region runs from base 16 to 1971 and encodes 651 amino acids. The record is from RefSeq and is a predicted model, not a curated record. Gene Ontology annotation, molecular function: calcium-dependent phospholipid binding. The transcript is spliced from 20 exons. NCBI's taxonomy places the organism in Eukaryota, Metazoa, Chordata, Actinopteri, Cypriniformes, Cyprinidae.
UGUUUUGAAUCUCAGAUGAAUUCACAGCGAAGAAUUCUCCAAGUGUGGCAUCAUUCCUUCGCCCAUGCAGCGCCACACACACUCUUUACCACUCUCACACUCUCUCAUGGCGAGCAGAGGGGACGCUGUCUCUGUUAUGGACUGACAGAAGCUCUGCUUUCCACCUCGCAACCUUUCGAAAUCACCCAUGAAUUCUCUCGCGUAAAGCGGCGCAUGGUGUCCAGCCUCUUCCGUCUAAACGGGUUAAAGAAAACAAACCUCAUCAUGAACAGCAUGAGCAGUUGCGGUUUCCUGAAUAUGGCGACGAUAGGAGAAUUCGACCCGCUCAACGCGACUAUUCCUGCUACAAAAGUUGAGAUUACAGUCUCGUGCAGAAACCUGCUUGACAGAGACACAUUUUCCAAAUCAGAUCCUAUCUGUGUGCUGUACACCCAAGGCAUUGGCAACAAAGAGUGGCGAGAGUUUGGGCGGACGGAAGUUAUUGAUAACACUUUGAACCCAGAUUUUGUGCGAAAAUUCAUAUUGGACUACUUCUUUGAAGAAAGACAGAACUUAAGGUUUGAUCUGUAUGAUGUUGACUCCAAAAGCACCAACCUUUCAAAACAUGAUUUCCUUGGCCAGGCUUGUUGUACAUUGGGAGAGGUGGUGGGAUCGUUGGGGAGUCGUAUGGAGAAACCUCUUGGGGGGAUUCAAGGGAAGAAAUGUGGGACAAUUAUUGUGAAGGCUGAGGAGCUUAGCAACUGCAGGGAGUCUGUGAUGAUGCAAUUUUGUGGCAACAAACUGGACAAAAAGGACUUCUUUGGCAAAUCAGACCCCUUCUUAGUGUUUUAUCGCAGCAAUGAGGACGGGACAUUUACCAUUUGCCAUAAGACAGAGGUGGUGAAGAACACGCUGAACCCCGUGUGGCAAGCCUUUAAAAUCCCUGUCAGAGGCCUGUGCAAUGGCGAUUAUGACAGAACGAUCAAGGUAGAAGUGUAUGACUGGGACCGGGACGGCAGUCAUGACUUCAUUGGAGAAUUCAGCACAAGCUAUAGAGAACUGUCAAGAGGCCAGUCACAAUUUAACGUGUAUGAGGUCAUAAACCCCAAGAAGAAAGGCAAGAAGAAAAAAUAUCUCAACUCUGGAACCGUGACACUGCUAUCGUUUCUUGUUGAUACUGAAGUCACCUUCCUGGAUUACAUCAAAGGCGGGACUCAGAUUAAUUUCACAGUGGCGAUUGAUUUCACAGCUUCUAACGGCAACCCAGCCCAGCCCACUUCCCUCCAUUACAUGAAUCCCUAUCAGCUCAACGCCUACGCCAUGGCACUCAAAGCCGUGGGGGAGAUCAUACAGGACUAUGACAGCGACAAGAUGUUCCCCGCACUGGGCUUCGGAGCCAAACUGCCUCCUGAUGGGAGAAUAUCCCAUGAGUUUGCCUUGAAUGGGAACCCUCAGAAUCCAUAUUGCAAUGGCAUUGAAGGAGUCAUGGAAGCAUAUUACCAGAGUCUUAAGUCCGUCCAGCUCUACGGACCUACCAACUUCUCGCCUGUCAUUAACCAUGUAGCCAGAUACGCUGCCUCAGUAAAGGACGGAUCGCAGUACUUCAUCCUCCUCAUCAUCACGGAUGGAGUGAUAUCAGAUAUGGCCCAGACAAAGGAAUCCAUUGUUAAUGCUGCAUCUCUUCCCAUGUCAAUUAUUAUCGUUGGAGUUGGACCAGCUGAGUUUGAUGCCAUGAUCGAGUUGGAUGGUGAUGAAGUCAGAAUUUCAUCGAGGGGCAGAUACGCUGAGAGAGACAUCGUACAGUUUGUUCCAUUCAGAGACUACAUUGACCGCACUGGGAAUCACAUCCUCAGCAUGGCCCGCCUGGCCAAAGACGUUCUUGCCGAAAUCCCAGACCAGUUCCUAUCCUAUAUGAGGACCAGAGGAAUCAAGCCGUCUCCCGCUCCCCCUCCGUACACACCCCCAGGACACCCGUUGCAAACUCAGAUCUAAAAUGGUCCCAGGAGCAAGCCUUGCAGUAUCUCAGUAUCGCUUUCUCAAUCACUCAGUGAGAUGAAGUUUUCCUCAGCUCUCAGCUCUUUCUGUCCCUUUCUCUUUGCACUAUGGGGGCUGUAGAUGGACAACAUGGUUAGACAGGGUUCUGAGAACAGGUUUACUUCCAUUACAGGCAUUCUCUGUCAGGAUGUCUCUCAGUUUCUCUCUCUGUCUCUCAAUGCCUGGCUAGCUUGAUUCUGAGGGCCACA